GAUUUUUAAAAUUGCUAAUUAAACUAACAUUUAACAACAAAAAGAUUGUACGAGAACGAGAGCCUUCGCAGUUCGAACUAGCAGCCCGUAGCCCUCAACCCAAAUCCUUGACUCCUGCCCAGUUUCCUUAACACUGCCGUUUCGCCAGGCUCAGAAACCUCCCUCGUCCCCUUGUCUCACCUCUCCAGUCUGUACCACGAACAAAAUUGCUAGCCAUGCUGUGAUUCUAAUCGGAGGUUCAAGAUUUGGUGUCGGUAGGACAAAACGGCCAUCAACGGCUCAAGAAAUCUUCACCUUCAUAGCACAUUCUAGCGACAGUAACCCUUCAAAUACGAAAUGUUUGCUUCCAUGGGUCUCUUGUGAUCUAAGAGAAUAAUUUCUUGUGCUAGAUUCUGUUAUCUUGAUUCGUGGGAACCUUCAGAAAAUAUGGUAGUCUCCAAUAUUAAUCCCCACAACAAGGAGAUAGUGGUUAGGAGAAGGAUUGCUAGCAUAUUCAAUAAGAGAGAAGAUGAUUUUCCGUCGUUGAGGGAAUACAAUGAUUACUUGGAAGAAGUAGAGGAUAUGAGUCUCGUGACAGUAUUUAACUUGGUUGCUGGAGAUGAUGUUGCUGCUACUGAAGUAAAAAUUGCAGAGUAUCAAGAAGAAAAUGCGGAUCUAAUAUUGAUUAAUCACGCUCGGAAGGCUGAAGAAUUAGCCUUGGCUAUGUCGGCAAGCAAGGGGCCUCCUGCACAAACUGAUAAUACUGAUGGGAGCUCCCAGGGCAUAAGCGUUGGAGCUGGGCAGUAUGCUCCUACAAUUGUUGGGGGACAGCCUCGGCCAACAGGCAUUGCUCCACAACCAGUGCCUCUCAGAGGAGGGCCAGACAUGCACGGUUAUUUAGAAGAUGAGGAAACGAUGAGGAUCCGAACAGAGAAUGCGAGUAGAGCGGCUGGGUGGAGCAUAGAAUUCAGUAAGAAAAGGGGAUUUGAGGAAGCCUUUGCAAGCUUUUGCGUUUAGAUUGUACCCCUUGACUGCGGAAUUGCCUGUCCCUUGUCAACCUGCGGUGCUCUCACCGGGCUAUAGGCCUAUAUGCUAUGCAUAUAUUGAUGAGGAGGAUUGUUAUCAGUAGGUUUUCGUGGGGAACUUUACCGAGACGAUGAUCAAGAAGUCAACCUACUGUUUCUAAGUCAGCAGAUAUUGCUUUCAUGACAUGUCAGAUACAUCAGUUUAUCAACAUAACCAUGUGAACAUGAAGCAAUGUCACAUCAUGUUAGUGUAAAGCUGAUCAUUGAUCAUUACUGAUAUCCCAAGUGGCUUAGCUUUGAUUUAUUAAAAUAAUAUUUUUUUUAAAAAAUAA
Molecule: messenger RNA, 1336 nt
Organism: Populus nigra (black poplar)
Lineage: Eukaryota; Viridiplantae; Streptophyta; Magnoliopsida; Malpighiales; Salicaceae
Exons: 5
Coding region: 427-996 (189 amino acids)
Biological process (GO): DNA repair; regulation of transcription by RNA polymerase II; regulation of cyclin-dependent protein serine/threonine kinase activity
Cellular component (GO): transcription factor TFIIH holo complex
Source: RefSeq, a predicted model, not a curated record